GGGGCGCGCCGGGGCCGCUGGUCUCCCACGGCCAGGGCGCCUGGGCCCCAGAGCCCAUCAGCCGCGUGCAGCGCUGCGGCCUCCAGCGCGCCGGCAGGCAAGCGAGCGGGCGCAGCUGGGGGAUGCCUGGACCCCGGAGGCAGCAGGGCUGGAGGCGGCGGCGGGCUUCAGGGCAACUUCACCCGGCCGGCUGCGGCGUGGACAUCCCAGUUACCAGUGUCCUUGAAUUGAUAGUGGCUUCUGUUUGUCAGUCUCAUAUAAGAACUACAGCUCAUCAGGAGGAGAUCGCAGCAGGGUAAGAGACACCAACACCAUGUUCUGCACGAAGCUCAAGGAUCUCAAGAUCACAGGAGAGUGUCCUUUCUCCUUACUGGCACCAGGUCAAGUUCCUAACGAGUCUUCAGAGGAGGCAGCAGGAAGCUCAGAGAGCUGCAAAGCAACCGUGCCCAUCUGUCAAGACAUUCCUGAGAAGAACAUACAAGAAAGUCUUCCUCAAAGAAAAACCAGUCGGAGCCGAGUCUAUCUUCACACUUUGGCAGAGAGUAUUUGCAAACUGAUUUUCCCAGAGUUUGAACGGCUGAAUGUUGCACUUCAGAGAACAUUGGCAAAGCACAAAAUAAAAGAAAGCAGGAAAUCUUUGGAAAGAGAAGACUUUGAAAAAACAAUUGCAGAGCAAGCAGUUGCAGCAGGAGUUCCAGUGGAGGUUAUCAAAGAAUCUCUUGGUGAAGAGCUUUUCAAAAUAUGUUACGAGGAAGAUGAAAACAUCCUUGGGGUGGUUGGAGGCACCCUUAAAGAUUUUUUAAACAGCUUCAGUACCCUUCUGAAACAGAGCAGCCAUUCCCAAGAAGCAGGAAAAAGGGGCAGGCUUGAGGACGCCUCCAUUCUAUGCCUGGAUAAGGAGGAUGAUUUUCUACAUGUUUACUACUUCUUCCCUAAGAGAACCACCUCCCUGAUUCUUCCCGGCAUCAUAAAGGCAGCUGCUCACGUAUUAUAUGAAACGGAAGUGGAAGUGUCGUUAAUGCCUCCCUGCUUCCAUAAUGAUUGCAGCGAGUUUGUGAAUCAGCCCUAUUUGUUGUACUCCGUUCACGUGAAAAGCACCAAGCCAUCCCUGUCCCCCAGCAAACCCCAGUCCUCGCUGGUGAUUCCCACAUCGCUGUUCUGCAAGACAUUUCCAUUCCAUUUCAUGUUUGACAAAGAUAUGACAAUUCUGCAAUUUGGCAAUGGCAUCAGAAGGCUGAUGAACAGGAGAGACUUUCAAGGAAAGCCUAAUUUUGAAGAAUACUUUGAAAUUCUGACUCCAAAAAUCAACCAGACGUUUAGCGGGAUCAUGACUAUGUUGAAUAUGCAGUUUGUUGUACGAGUGAGGAGAUGGGACAACUCUGUGAAGAAAUCUUCAAGGGUUAUGGACCUCAAAGGCCAAAUGAUCUACAUUGUUGAAUCCAGUGCAAUCUUGUUUUUGGGGUCACCCUGUGUGGACAGAUUAGAAGAUUUCACAGGACGAGGGCUCUACCUCUCAGACAUCCCAAUUCACAAUGCCCUGAGGGAUGUGGUCUUAAUAGGGGAACAAGCCCGAGCUCAAGAUGGCCUGAAGAAGAGGCUGGGGAAGCUGAAGGCUACCCUUGAGCAAGCCCACCAAGCCCUGGAGGAGGAGAAGAAAAAGACAGUAGAUCUUCUGUGCUCCAUAUUUCCCUGUGAGGUUGCUCAGCAGCUGUGGCAAGGGCAAGUUGUGCAAGCCAAGAAGUUCAGUAAUGUCACCAUGCUCUUCUCAGACAUCGUUGGGUUCACUGCCAUCUGCUCUCAGUGCUCACCGCUGCAGGUCAUCACCAUGCUCAAUGCACUGUACACUCGCUUCGACCAGCAGUGUGGAGAGCUGGAUGUCUACAAGGUGGAGACCAUUGGCGAUGCCUAUUGUGUAGCUGGGGGAUUACACAAAGAGAGUGAUACUCAUGCUGUUCAGAUAGCGCUGAUGGCCCUGAAGAUGAUGGAGCUCUCUGAUGAAGUUAUGUCUCCCCAUGGAGAACCUAUCAAGAUGCGAAUUGGACUGCACUCUGGAUCAGUUUUUGCUGGCGUCGUUGGAGUUAAAAUGCCCCGUUACUGUCUUUUUGGAAACAAUGUCACUCUGGCUAACAAAUUUGAGUCCUGCAGUGUACCACGAAAAAUCAAUGUCAGCCCAACAACUUACAGAUUACUCAAAGACUGUCCUGGUUUCAUGUUUACCCCUCGAUCAAGGGAGGAACUUCCACCAAACUUCCCUAGUGAAAUCCCCGGAAUCUGCCAUUUUCUGGAUGCUUACCAACAAGGAACAAACUCAAAACCAUGCUUCCAAAAGAAAGAUGUGGAAGAUGGCAAUGCCAAUUUUUUAGGCAAAGCAUCAGGAAUAGAUUAGCAACCUAUAUACCUAUUUAUAAGUCUUUGGGGUUUGACUCAUGGAAGAUGUGUAGAGCCUCUGAAAGCACUUUAGGGAUUGUAGAUGGCUAACAAGCAGUAUUAAAAUUUCAGGAGCCAAGUCACAGUCUUUCUCCCAUUUAACAUGACAAAAUGUACUCACUUCAGUACUUCAGCUCUUCAAGAAAAAAAAAAAACUUCAAAAGCUACUUUUGUGGGAGUAUUUCUAUUAUAUAACCAGCACUUACUACCUGUACUCAAAAUUCAGCACCUGUACAUAUAUCAGAUAAUUGUAGUCAAUUGUGCAAACUGAUGGAGUCACCUGCAAUCUCAUAUCCUGGUGGAAUGCCAUGGUUAUUAAAGUGUGUUUGUGACAGUGUCGUCGAAAAAAAGGUUUUUGAAUAGAAAUUACAUUCUUUGACACCCUCAGUUCUUUCAAACUUUCAACUCUGCAUUUUAUUGCAUUUUCUCAUUUAACUGUUAGUAUAUGUUUGAAUAUAGGCUGACUUUUUUUCUCUAUUGCACUUUCUUCUUUUUUUCUUUUUAGAAAAUAAGCAAUUAGGGGUUAGAUGCAAUAUGAAUAUAAAAUAGUUCUGUAAAUACCAAAUAUUAUUUUUAGUUCUGGAAGUUAAAAAUACUCUCCAUAGUAACGUGUGUUAUAAUAAUAAAUAUUUCUUUUGUUUGACUUUUUUUAAAUUCUACAAUGGUAAGAGCUAUUUUAAUCCAUAUUAGCAAUUUAAUUCCUAUUAAUUCAUUUUACUAUCAUAAUAGCAAAGUAUUCAGAAUAAAAGAGGUUUAUAUCUUCUAUUAAAAUGCAGUAAUACUAUUCAAAUCUAAUUUAGCUGGAAGCAACAUGGGAGUAAAGUAAUCAUCCAGGGGACCCACCAUAAAGGACAUUGGUAAAACAUUUACACACGUAAACACACGUGCAGGCACACUUGGAACAAUAUGGACCUACUUCAGCAGACAUCUUCUGUUGCCAUGCUGAGCCAUUUAAAGUUUUAAGAAGAAAAUCUAAGUAUGGAAGUAGAAAAUAAGACUUGUUCUUUUGGUGGAUAUCUCAUUUUUCUUGAGUAUUUGUGCUGAACAUUUUGGUGUAUGUCUAUGAACUAAGAAUCAAGUUUUUGUCUCAUUAAAUAUGCAUAUAUGAAGUGUUUUUAUUCUACUUGAAAUAUCUUGAUUUAAAAAAAACGACUGUUAGUACUGAUGAAGCAAAUGAGGCAGUGACUACAUUAUGGAGAUGUCUAAGUAUUUUUUCCGGAACUUCAACUUUUUCUUUUUGUUUUACAUAAACAUUUAAGCAGCUAGGAACUUUUAUUUUUAAUUAGGUCAGUUGAAGUUCUCUAGUGAACAAAAAAAUCUACAUUUUGGUUGGAGAUAAAGAUUUGAUUUUAAAAACAGCUCGAAUUUAAAGCAAGAAAAAGGUGAACGUUAUAGUUUUAAAAUCAAUAUUAGCAGAGCCAUAGAUAGGCUGAGCUCUUAUUUGGGGUUCUGAGAAAUAACUCAGUUUAAAACUUCUUUAACUGCCUCCAUUAGUACCCAGGCUAGCCCAUGGUGACAUCAGGGAUAUUCAUUACUGAUUGGCCUCUAGUAUUCCAAGGGUACUACUAUAGAUAUUACAAUGAUGCUGUUUACUAAGUGAUAACCCCAUAUCUUACAGGACUGACUUUGACUCAAUAAACCACUCACCCUAUUAUUGGAAAGUGCCAUAGGCCUUGAGAAAGUAUAGUUACAUCCUCACAAAUGUAUGAAGUUAAGUCACUACUUACAAGGAAAAAAAAAUGUAAAUACAUUUUUCUUUCUGGAACCGAACUCUUAUUAUGGGGAAAUAAUAGAAAUAAAGAAAAUGUAAAAGCAUGAAAUGGAAUGUAGUCUUGAUCAAACAUUUCAGCAGACCUCAAUUUGCUUACAAUCUGUACUCAAAAAGUUUAUAAUUCAAUCAGAAUUCAAAAAGUAUUUUGUGUGUUUGUGAUGUAUUAGCAUAUACACAAAACAAAUGAGGGGAAUGUAUAUAAUCUUGGUGAAAAGUUGUAUGGGAGUUUUUUGUACGAUUCCUGCAACUUUUCUAUAAACAUGGCAUUAUAUCUAAAUAAAAAAUUACCAAAAAACAUA
This is a messenger RNA of Gorilla gorilla gorilla (western lowland gorilla), 4497 nucleotides long. RefSeq names its product guanylate cyclase 1 soluble subunit alpha 1 (gene GUCY1A1). Gene Ontology annotation, cellular component: guanylate cyclase complex, soluble. Bases 314 to 2386 code for a protein of 690 amino acids. Gene Ontology annotation, biological process: response to oxygen levels; cGMP biosynthetic process. NCBI's taxonomy places the organism in Eukaryota, Metazoa, Chordata, Mammalia, Primates, Hominidae. The transcript is spliced from 9 exons. The record is from RefSeq and is a predicted model, not a curated record. Gene Ontology annotation, molecular function: heme binding; guanylate cyclase activity.